AUGGCCAGUAACGACUCGAGCGACACCUCUACCACCCUAGACGUAGAUGAUGAGCCCAGCUCCAUCACCCGCGCCGAGGCUUGUAGUACUGGGGCAGGAUCGGAUGGCCAACGCGUCUCAGCCACAGAGUCACCGCCGCCCAGCAUCGAGGGCUACGAAAACUGUGAGAUCUGCUUCGACGAUGCCCUCUCUACCCAGUUCACAACCCUCCCUUGCGAGCAUGGACACAGGUUCAUGACUUUGUGUAUCACCACAUGGUUCCAGCAACUCUACAACCAGCAGGGACCCCAGGUACACUGCCCCAAGUGUCGUGAAGAGUUCAAAUACACUGCAUGCGGUCAUCCCCUGGAGGCGCAUCGCCUUGUGGAGCCCAGAAACGUUCUCAAGGCUGAUCUGAUGGUGGCUGAAUGCUUGUCAUGCCAGAGGGAAACGCGAUCCCGUCGCUUUCUGAAAAUUCGGCGUGACUUUGACAAGCAUGAAGGACCUGACUGGGACAUGAUUGAACCCGGCGACUUGUCCCCAGCCCUAGAGGCACUGGCUGCUGUCAGAUUCGCCGACGAGUACGAGGAGCUGAAGGAGGACUUCGCAAACCGAGUUCGACUGAUGGAAGCAGAGCUCGAGGAGCUGAAGGAAGACCCGGUCUUGUCAGACUCGAAUUCCCAUGUCUGGGCACUGGAGUCAAUCCUCGCGGGGAUCGAACGUAUGAGGAACGCGCCCCAGGAGGCGGAAAUCCUUCACCCAGAGAUAUUCGACUCACCCUCAGAGGAAGACGACGAAGACAACGACGAUGAGUAA
Messenger RNA from Neoarthrinium moseri, 795 nucleotides. RefSeq lists its product as uncharacterized. Bases 1 to 795 code for a protein of 264 amino acids. The transcript has a single exon. The record is from RefSeq and is a predicted model, not a curated record. NCBI's taxonomy places the organism in Eukaryota, Fungi, Ascomycota, Sordariomycetes, Amphisphaeriales, Apiosporaceae. Gene Ontology annotation, molecular function: metal ion binding.